UAAAGAUUCAAUAUUGCUCAUAUCAGAAAAUUUUUAUCUUUACUUAAAAGUACAAGAAUUGUUUAAAUUUUUAUAUUAAUAUAAAACAUGAAUUUUCUUCUACUCGAUAAGAAAACAUCUAAAUGCGUAAAGAUAAAAAUGAAAAAUAAAUAUCGAUACGAAUGAAUCGAUAAAGAUUGACGAUGAAAUGUAUUGAUUCUAAUAAUAGAAUUGACAUUAUAAAUCUCUUUAUUAUAUUAAGAAUAUUUAUUGUUUCUCAUAUAACUCGGUGACCGAAUUUUACAAUAAAUAAUUUUUUAUAUAUGUUGAUAUAUUCUAAAAAUGGAACUGAUAUGUGCAGUACAAAAUUAUGAUUGGGGUAAAUAUGGUACAAACAGUAUUGUUGCAACAUUAAUUAAAACAGCAAAUCCUGAGUUUGUAAUAAAUGAAGAAAAAUCGUAUGCAGAACUAUGGAUGGGUACACAUCCUAAUGGUCCUUCAUAUCUGAAGGAAAAAAACAUUUCUUUAGAAGAAUAUAUACAAAAAAAUACAAAUAUAUUAGGAAUUGAAGUACAACAAAAAUUUGGAUCAUUUUUACCUUUUCUGUUCAAAGUUUUGUCUAUAAGGAAAGCAUUAUCGAUUCAAGCACAUCCAGAUAAGAAAAAGGCAGAAAAAUUACAUUUGCAGUAUCCUGAAAUUUACAAAGAUUCCAAUCACAAACCUGAAUUAAUGAUAGCAUUAACAGAAUUUGAAGCUCUUUGUGGUUUUCGCCCAAUUGAAGAAAUAAAAAAAUAUUUCAAAUUACUUCCUGAAUUACGAGCAGUAAUUGGUGAAGAUUUAGUUCAUGAAUGUAUGAUAACAAAUGACUCUGAAAAUUUAGUGCCUUUAAAAAAAUGUUUUCACAGUCUUAUGACACGUGACCAUAAUUUAGUAAUGUUACAACUUGAACAUUUACUUGAAAGAUUGUCAUAUUUGGAUAAAUCAUCUCAACAGAUAUUGAAUGGUGAUCUGUUGCGAAGGCUUCAUUUAGAUUAUCCUGGAGAUGUUGGAUGUUUUGGUAUAUAUAUAUUUAAUUAUGUCACUUUACAACCAGGCGAAGCUUUAUAUCUUGCUCCAAAUGAACCACAUGCAUAUAUAUAUGGUGAUUGUAUAGAAUGUAUGGCAUGCUCUGAUAAUGUAGUGCGUGCUGGAUUAACACCAAAAUUGAAAGAUGUAGAAACAUUAACAGAAAUAUUAACAUAUAAAUGCGAGUCAUGGUUUGCUAAAAAAUUGUGUGGGUACUGCGAAGAUAAUUAUACAGAGAUAUUUCAACCUCCAGUGCCAGAUUUUGCAGUGGCCAAAAUUUUAAUACCAUCUGAUAAAAUGAGAUAUGAAUUAAUUACAAGAAAAACAGCUAGUAUAUUAAUUAUCAUAAAUGGUAGAGCAGAAACUCAAACAUCACAAAUUCUUCACGAAGGAUCUAUUUUAUUUAUUCAUGCAAAUGAAAAAAUUAUGUUGAAAAUUCUAGAAGAUUACUCAUUAUUAAUGUUUCAAGCAUUUGCAAAUGUAUGAACAAAAAUAAAAAGUCAAUUUAUAUGCA
Molecule: messenger RNA, 1558 nt
Organism: Vespa mandarinia (Asian giant hornet)
Lineage: Eukaryota; Metazoa; Arthropoda; Insecta; Hymenoptera; Vespidae
Gene: Mpi
Product: mannose phosphate isomerase
Biological process (GO): GDP-mannose biosynthetic process; carbohydrate metabolic process
Cellular component (GO): cytosol
Molecular function (GO): mannose-6-phosphate isomerase activity; zinc ion binding
Source: RefSeq, a predicted model, not a curated record